This is a messenger RNA of Ahaetulla prasina, 513 nucleotides long. RefSeq names its product dolichyl-phosphate mannosyltransferase subunit 3, regulatory (gene DPM3). The coding region runs from base 71 to 355 and encodes 94 amino acids. Gene Ontology annotation, biological process: GPI anchor biosynthetic process. NCBI's taxonomy places the organism in Eukaryota, Metazoa, Chordata, Lepidosauria, Squamata, Colubridae. The record is from RefSeq and is a predicted model, not a curated record. The transcript has 2 exons. Gene Ontology annotation, cellular component: endoplasmic reticulum membrane; dolichol-phosphate-mannose synthase complex.
AGCGAGCGACGGGGAAGUAGGGGAAGCUGGAAGAUUAAAAAAAACCAAAACUCGCUGCACCUGGAGUCGGAUGAUGACGAAACUGCUUCAGUGGCUCGGCUCUCUGGCUCUCCUGGGUGGCGUCUGGGCUGCGCUGAUGCUGGAUCUCGUGGGGUCCCACCCCUUGUCUCCAAGCUGGCACCAGGUGCUGUGGGCCCUGCCGACCUACCUAUUGGUGACCUUCGGCUGCUACUCGCUGGGAGUCGUGGGCUACCGCCUGGCUACCUUCAACGACUGCCAGGAGGCCUCACUCGAGCUUCAGGCCCAAAUCCGAGAGGCCAGAGCCGACCUCGCCCAACAUGGCAUGAAGUUUUGACCUGGCACCCUUGGGGGAGCAGAAAUGACCCAUGGACAGUAAACAGCGUAUGACUGAACUGUUUGAGGGUGCAGCCUGGCUCGGGGAGCCCGUGUCAAAGAAAAAGAGUUGCUUCUUGUUUAAAAAAAAAUAAAUAAAUGAAGUUUUUAUUAAAUGUU